This is a messenger RNA of Penicillium pulvis, 900 nucleotides long. RefSeq lists its product as uncharacterized. The record is from RefSeq and is a predicted model, not a curated record. NCBI's taxonomy places the organism in Eukaryota, Fungi, Ascomycota, Eurotiomycetes, Eurotiales, Aspergillaceae. The transcript is spliced from 2 exons. Bases 1 to 900 code for a protein of 299 amino acids.
AUGUCUGAUCCUUCUUACAUGUCUGGCCCUUCUACUAUGUCUGGUCCUUACUCCACACCUGGUUCCUAUCCCAUGCCCGAUAAUUUUUCCCCGCCUGGUCCAUAUUGUAUGCCUGAUCCUCAAAACAUGUCUCAUCUUUACUCCACGUCUUAUCAUCUUUCUGGUCCUGGUCCUGGUCCUGGUCCUUAUGUCAUGUAUGGCCCUUAUCCCUCGUCUUACCAUGGGCCAAGUUAUCAUAUACCUAGUCCUUCUUCCCUCCGUGGCCCUCGGUACACUAGCUGGCCAGAUUCACAUGUUUAUGAUGGAGAGAUACGCAGGGAUCAGCCAGAGGACGACCCAGCUCAGAGAUGGCCUUUGUAUCGCGGCAGACAGGAACGACAUCAGAAGAGCCAUGAUUGGAAUCCAAAUGAUCUAGAGCCCCGCUUACCUGGCAAUCAAAUCCUGGCUUUUGAUCUUUCGGCUACAGAUCAGAAAAAACCUCAAGAGUCGAUUGAGUCAAGUCUACGUUCUGGCAGAUCCCUCGAUUCCCUAUAUACAGAGCCUGGUACUAACGAGAGUUUUGACUUUGACACUUUUAACAAGAAUGAUGCUAUACUGUCACCAAAGCCGCGUCGAAAGAAGGGAGAAAUCCCACAAGAUUCCUUGGCUCAAGAGAAGGCUGUCACAGCCCGGAAGAUGUUCGACCCUUCAAACCUCGUGUGGACAAGGCUUGAUAAACGACGCGUCGAAGAGAAGGUCUUAAAGGCUGGUGGCGAGAGUUUCGAAGAGCAUGGCACUUAUUUUUCGAUUCUGGGAGAUUUGUCUGAAAACAAGAUCGAGGAGUAUGUCCGAAAAACGACGGAAUAUCGAGCUUUUCACAACAUAAAUACUGUGGGACGGGAUGGUACAGACUAUAGAUAG